Messenger RNA from Loa loa (African eye worm), 498 nucleotides. RefSeq lists its product as hypothetical. The transcript is spliced from 3 exons. NCBI's taxonomy places the organism in Eukaryota, Metazoa, Nematoda, Chromadorea, Rhabditida, Onchocercidae. The coding region runs from base 1 to 498 and encodes 165 amino acids. The record is from RefSeq and is a predicted model, not a curated record.
AUGCACCUCCGACUAUUUUUUGCAAUCCUAGUUAAAAUUUCGCCAAUAGUUGUACUGGGCCAAGAAGAAACGACUUCCCCGUUAACAAUUUCUUCCACUCUAGUAACUUCUACGCCAACAGCUUCUCUCACUCUUGUAACUUCCACGCCAACAGCUUCUCCAACUCUUGUAACUUCCACGCCAACAGCUUCUUCCCCCUUAACAACUUCCACAUCUACUGCUUCUCUUGAACCAGCAGUUUCAAUGCUGGCAACUGUUUCUCCAGCUCCAACUUCUUACUCAUUAAGUGGACGAUCAACAUCGACGGUCAGUCAUGGAAUUCAAACUCCUCAAAACCUUUUCAUUUGCUGGAAGCUUCUGUCAUGUCCAUGGCAUCCGCACCAUCACUGUCAUUGUCCGCAAUACGCACAUAUUUGUUAUGGGCCGUAUACAAAGCUAGUUUGUCCAAACGGAGUCCAUAAUGGAAAUCAAAAGAUCAGUCUAAAGCCGUGGGGAUGA